Molecule: messenger RNA, 1041 nt
Organism: Pelmatolapia mariae (spotted tilapia)
Lineage: Eukaryota; Metazoa; Chordata; Actinopteri; Cichliformes; Cichlidae
Exons: 6
Coding region: 1-1041 (346 amino acids)
Biological process (GO): immune response-regulating cell surface receptor signaling pathway
Cellular component (GO): plasma membrane
Molecular function (GO): signaling receptor activity
Source: RefSeq, a predicted model, not a curated record
AUGGCCAAAAAGUUCAUGGAACUACUUGAGUUGAAGUACCGAACUACCAGCGAGAUACUGGGAAAAGGCAGCACUUGGAAGACUCCUCCACGACGAAGUCUGAGGGUCAGCUGUCCAGUCAAACACUGUGGAGAAACGCUGGAGGUCACCUGGUGUAAACUCUUUGACUCAAACAUCUGUGAACGGAUUCAUGAAGCAAAAAAUGUGAAGAUAACACAGAAUCCUGAUAAGGAUAAGCUGAUGUCAUAUUUAAAUUUCAAGGAGAUUUCCAUUCAUGAUGAUGGUCUGUACAGAUGUGGUUUGCUAGGACAUAAUGGGAGCGUAAUCAGCCAUACCAUCAACAUCUCAGUAUCAGACAUGUACGAGGGGAUUGAAAACCCCGAUAAUAACGAUAAAAAUGCAGGAACAACACCGAGCCCUGAUCACAAUGAGGAUAAAAACUGGAUGCCAUACUUCUACAUUUGUUUUAGCAUAGUGCUUCUUAUUCUCAUACUGACUGCCCUCAUCUUCCUGAGUUCUUGUGACUGGAAACGAGUGCUGUCCUUAAACUACGUAAAGGGAGAGGAAAUGCCCACUCUUAUGAUACCAGACCUCCCUAAAUGGAGCCCUCCUUCCACUCCUGUCCCACUGACCAACUUGUCUGUUUUAAAUGACAUCUAUUCAUCAUAUACUCCAGAAAGAUCAGUAUCACCAGCUGCCCAGCCCUGUUCGAACCAGAUUUCAGCUUCAAAUCCAGCACUUAAAUAUCAAGACUGUGAAGUAUAUGGUAUCAUCAACCAUAGACACGCUACCAAACAGGGUGGAAAAUAUCACAACAUGACUAACCAAGUUAAACCCCCAGAGUCUUCUUUUACUGCUGAAAGACCAGAAUCACCAGCUCGCCAGCCGCAUGAGUACCAGAUUUCAGCUUCAAAUCCAGCAGUCAGAAGUGAAGACUAUGCAACGUAUGCUAUCAUCAACCAUGGCAAACCUGCUGGAAAACAGCACACCGUGACUAACCAAGUUAAAAACCCAGAGUAUGCUGUCAUCAAAUUUUCCUGA